This is a messenger RNA of Zootoca vivipara (common lizard), 2336 nucleotides long. The record is from RefSeq and is a predicted model, not a curated record. Lineage: Eukaryota; Metazoa; Chordata; Lepidosauria; Squamata; Lacertidae.
AUGUUACCUGUGAUUUCUUUGACGGUCACUGUGAUUCUGCUGGUGCUGUACUAUACGUUAUCUCCUGCAUUCUCUUUCAUCUACAUUGGUGGAAGCCUAGAAAUUCCUAACCUGACCUACACAAGUGACCUAAUGCACCCCAAAUCGCAUACAUUUAUAUUGCAGGCUGAAGCUGUCCAGAAUUGUGCAGAAAGGAACAAGACAUCCCUCUCCAAGCCAAUGCUCUUCUUCAAUCUUAUUUUGUCAUCUUCCUCCAGUGAAGGGAAGAGUGGCCUUCGAGCUUAUUACUGGAGUACAUUUUGGGCCCCACAAGAUAUGGUUCUUUCAAUUCAAAAUCUGUCUUCAACGAAGCAAAAGCAAAUACUCAGUAAACGGGCACCUCCAACUGAUAACAGCACGGCUGAAGUAUAUUCUUUGGAGGAGGAUUUUGAUGUUAUUACCAUGGAGCUCUUUGUUUCAGAUUCUAUGGACUAUGAUGUGACAUUGAAAGCAGCCACUGAUCUAUUUUGGUUUUGUCUACCAGUGGCCUUUGACCUCUAUGCAAAGCCUGGUAAUAAUAGGACCUUAACACUGAUGAAUCCUAAGAGAUCUUUUUAUCAGUGGAGGCUGCGAGUUCCAUCGGACCAUGUUGUGAGACUAGUGGUUGUUCCCUUGCAUGGCGAGACUCCCGGGAGCUGUGCAUCUCACAGGCUAUCCGCGUAUGACUUCCUUCUCCCUCUGCAAAACAAGAUCAUUACAAGAUGGUGUGGGUCGUCUGGGGCCUGGACUUCCCCAGUUAUACGUUUAACUUCAUCGAGUAAUGUCAUGCUGGUCACAUUCUCAUUGGACCGAAGAAAAGAGAGCAAUAUAUUGAAUGCAUAUUUUCAAGCGGUUCCUAAAAUUGUGUGCGGCGGUCGAUACAUCUCUUGGAAUGGGACUAUAAUUUCUCCAUACUACCCAAGUUACUAUCCACCGAAUAUUGACUGCCACUGGAUUAUUAGAGCACCGCUGCCUGGAUAUAGAUUGCUGCUAAAAAUUCUUGUAAUACAAGUUCAGGAACCGUCCCCUGGAUCCAAUAGAUGUGAUAAAGACUGGUUGGAAAUUGAUGGAAUCAGAUAUUGUAAACCUAUUGGGGAAGGCAGCAGGGUCAAGGAAUAUGGCUAUUCAGUGGCCAUCCAUUUCCAUUCAGAUGAACUGGUCACACACAGGGGUUUUUAUAUUGAAUUCAGAGCUUUCAGCCACACAGACCCUUGUCCUAGGCAAUUUAAAUGUUCCGACAAAACAUGUGUCUCUUUAAACAGUAGAUGUGAUGGGUGGAAAGACUGCGCCGAUGGAAGUGAUGAGGUAAACUGUGGCUGUAAUCCCGUGAAGUCUAAUUGUGGCAAUGGGAAGUGUAAACACCAUUCCAGGCCUUGCAAAGGAGAUGGCAGCUGUGAAAGUGAGAGUGAUGAGGAGGAAGACAAUUGCGCCUAUAGAAGUUGUUCACAGCAUGCAUAUAAAUGUCUAAAUGGAAAGUGUCCAAUAAAGCAAAGCCCAGAAUGUGAUGGAAUAAGAGAUUGUGCAGAUGGAUCUGAUGAAAUGAAUUGUGCAUGUGGAAGAAGUCAGGUAAAAAGGCCCAGGAUUGUAGGCGGUGAAGAUGCAAAGUAUGGAAAGUGGCCUUGGCAAGCCAGCUUGCAGCUAAAAACAUAUGGCCAUAUAUGUGGUGCAUCUAUUAUUUCAAAUAGUUGGCUGGUAUCUGCUGCCCAUUGCUUUCAGGACUCUGAUUCUAUAAGAUACUCUAUAGCAUCUGGCUGGACAGCAUAUAUGGGUAUAAAGGUCAUUAACAGAAACCAUGAUAAUCACGUAGCAAUGAGAUCGAUCAAAAGGAUUAUUGUUCACCCACAUUAUGACCAAUAUAUCUCAGACUAUGACAUUGCCCUGUUGGAAAUGGAGUCACCAGUAUUCUUCAAUGAGCUGGUACAGCCCAUAUGUUUACCAAGCAGUCGUAGACUAUUAAUUUAUGGAACUGUCUGCUAUGUAACUGGCUGGGGAGCCGUAAAAGAAAAUAGUGAACUUGCAAAAACACUGCAAGAAGCGAAGGUGAAAAUAAUUGAUCAGAGUGUUUGUAACAAGCUUUAUGACGAUCUGAUUACUUCUCGGAUGCUGUGUGCUGGGAACCUUAAUGGUGGCAUUGACGCAUGUCAGGGUGACUCUGGAGGUCCGUUAGCCUGUUUAGGAAGAGGGAACAGAUGGUACCUUACAGGCAUUGUCAGCUGGGGUGAAGGAUGUGGUCGGCGAAAUCGCCCUGGCGUUUACACCAAGAUCACAACCCUUUAUGACUGGAUCCGUCAAUACACAAAAUGACAGAUGAGUUCUGG